Molecule: messenger RNA, 228 nt
Organism: Penicillium maclennaniae
Lineage: Eukaryota; Fungi; Ascomycota; Eurotiomycetes; Eurotiales; Aspergillaceae
Exons: 2
Coding region: 1-228 (75 amino acids)
Source: RefSeq, a predicted model, not a curated record
AUGUCCAACGCAGCGGAACGCCAGCCUGAGAUCGUCGAUGACGAUUUCGAGGACCCCGCCGACCAAGGUACCUACGAAAUGGCGGAUUCUGAUGAGCAACUUGCUCGUGAUGAGGACGACGCCAUUGACAAGUCCAACAUCACAACCGAGGGUCUCCGCCACGCCAAGCCUCAGAGCAGCACUGGCUACAAGCAGCCCGGGGAGGAUGACUUGCCUGAGGAAGUUUAG